This is a messenger RNA of Cyanistes caeruleus (blue tit), 4950 nucleotides long. NCBI's taxonomy places the organism in Eukaryota, Metazoa, Chordata, Aves, Passeriformes, Paridae. The record is from RefSeq and is a predicted model, not a curated record.
GCCCUCCCCUGACGGCACAUGGCAGCGGAGCGCUCGGCUGCGCCGCAGGUUAGCUAGGGCCGGGCUCCGGCCAGCGCAUCCAGGCUCUCUAGGUCCGCCGAGUUACCGCAGGGAUUAAAAUGCAGCUGGCCGCCUGCUUCUUUUUGGGCUGCGGCAUAUUCUUAGCUUCAGGAUACAACUCCUUCAGUAAGAGCAUGGAGACGAUAGGCAAGAAGCAGUACCAGGUUCAGCACGGGUCGUGCAGCUACACCUUCCUUCUGCCUGAGGCGGACAACUGCCGCUCCUCGACUCCGUACGUGUCCAACGCGGUGCAAAGGGAUGCGCCUCUGGACUAUGAUGAUUCGGUUCAAAGACUGCAGCUACUUGAGAACAUCAUGGAAAACAACACUCAGUGGCUAAUGAAGCUUGAGAAUUACAUUCAAGACAGUAUGAAGAAAGAAAUGGUAGAGAUCCAGCAAACUGCAGUACAGAACCAGACUGCAGUAAUGAUUGAAAUAGGCACAAACUUGCUAAAUCAAACAGCUGAACAGACCCGCAAAUUAACAGAUGUUGAAGCACAAGUAUUAAACCAGACAACCCGACUUGAACUUCAGCUUUUGGAACACUCUCUUUCAACAAACAAACUAGAAAGACAGAUUUCAGAUCAAACCAAUGAGAUAACUAAAUUACAAGAAAAAAACAGCUUUUUAGAAAAAAGAGUUCUUGAAAUGGAAGACAAACACAUGCUUCAGCUGAAGUCAAUAAAAGAUGAAAAAGAUCAGCUUCAAGUCCUAGUAACCAGACAGAACUCUAUUAUAGAAGAACUAGAAAAACAGUUAGUUACAGCUACAGUAAACAACUCAGUUCUGCAAAAACAGCAACAUGAUCUGAUGGAGACGGUUCAUAGCUUGCUUACUAUGAUAUCAACACCAAACUCUAAGAACAACUUCAUAGCCAAAGAAGAACAAAUCAGCUUCAAAGACUGUGCUGAAGCUUUCAAAUCUGGACUGACAACAAGUGGAAUCUACACUUUAACAGUUUCAAACACUGCACAAGAGAAGAAGGUCUACUGUGACAUGGAAACUGGUGGAGGAGGUUGGACAGUUAUUCAGAAACGAGAAGAUGGCAGUGUGGACUUCCACCGGACAUGGAAGGAGUACAAGAUGGAGAAAAACCUACCCUAACAAAGCUAUUUAAAUAUACAACUUGAAUUACAGGCUCAACUGACUAAUCAGAAGCGAUAUGUUCUUAAAAUACAACUGAAAGACUGGGAAGGAAAUGAGGCAUAUUCAUUGUAUGACCACUUUUCUCUAGCAAGUGAAGAACAAAAAUACAGGAUUUACCUUAAAGGACUUACUGGGACAGCAGGCAAAAUAAGUAGUAUAAGCCAACCAGGAAAUGAUUUUAGCACAAAGGAUGCAGACAAUGACAAAUGUAUUUGCAAAUGUUCACAAAUGCUAACAGGAGGAUGGUGGUUUGACGCAUGUGGUCCUUCUAACCUCAAUGGAAUGUAUUAUCCAUUACGACAGAACAACAACAAGUUUAAUGGGAUCAAGUGGUACUACUGGAAGGGCUCAGGAUACUCUCUCAAAGCUACAACUAUGAUGAUUCGACCAGCAGAUUUCUAAAUGCUUUGUCUUUAUGUGAAUUAUGUAUUUUAUAGUCUUCAAAGACUUAUUUUACCAAGCAACUUGUCUCAUUUUUUCAAGCCCAGAAACAUGCACUAGUGUUCUGAAGGGGUCAGUUCAGUACAGUUCCUGAACUGCAAUCGCUUUGACCAGCUAAAGCUCAUAUUAUUCAACCAGACCUAAACUCUAAAGCAUCACCUGAUACAACAGUGAUUUGGCCAAAUGACUCAAUAAAAAGAACCUCCAAGAAACCAUCAGACAACUUAAGGACUCUGUUUUACUGACCAUUUAUGUUAUGUAUGUGUUAGUAAAUAACUGGAACAGUGAAAAAAACCCUAAAAUAGUUUUAGGAAUAUGCAUUUUGCCUCACCACUGAACUUAAAACAUUAAUAUAAAACACUGAGCUAGAUCUAGAACUAUUUAUCUUUCUGUGUCAUGUGUGCCCUUUAUGUACAUAAAAAAAAAUAUUCUGUAAUUAGCUCAAUCCUAUACUUAGGGAAUACAUUCUUUUGCCCCAUAGUCUCCUAAACAAUUUCUUACACUUAUUUGAGGAUUUUUUUCCAAUAGCCUAUAUGACGAUGUUUAACUGAGGACAAAUAGCAUUUCAAUAGUUUGCAUUUAUUUUUGGGAACUAUCGUUUACAAAUACCAUAAUUUUCUUCAGUCCAUUUCAGUCACUGUCUUUAAAUUACAGAAAAUCCCUACAAAUUACAAUAUAGCAUGUAUUCCUAUACAUUUUUAUGAAGAAUGCACUUUUUUUCUUCCCUUGUCAUUUACCUAUAAAAUAACUGACCAGUAUUUUAUAAACUGAGACAACGGCAUUAACACCAGAUGUCUGGUUGUCUAUGACAAUCAUUUAUCACCUGGUGCUGUAAUAUAUCUAUAUGUUUUGUAAAAAUAACCUAACUGAAAAACAUAUGCAUGUUCUUUGAUACAAUUAAAUUUAUGCUUGUGACUUAAGAUAUAAAUGACUACAUUUUAAGAACAGGAAGAAAAAUAAUCUGAAAAUUAUCUAAGGUCACACUAGGGUUUUCUUUCAGUAAAGUUAGGGCUCCUCCCUAAAAGUUCUCUGUAGGUAGGCCCUUAAUGUAUGCCACAAUGUGAAUAAAUUACUCUACUAGGCGAUCUUUGUUUUUUUUCUCCCCUUCAUUUUAUUACUAUAUGUUUUAAAACUGUGUACUAAACACUGUGAAUCAGAUUGAGAAGAUGUUUCUUCAUACAUCACAAUAAUUUAGUGGAGGUUUUUCUCCAAAUUAAGUUUAGCUUUUAAUUCUCAUGCUUAUUCUUUGCCUAAUAUUUUUGUAAAACUUUGAUUUCAGCAGUUGACUGAAUUAGUUACAAUGCAUGAACUUAACCCAAAACAAAACAAAAAUCCCGGACAUGUUUCUGAAAGCUAACUUAACAAAAGGUAUUUUAAGGGCAACAAGGAUUGUGAAGGGUCUAAAAAAAUAUUGUAUGAGGAGGGGGUGAGGGAUCUGGGGUUGUUUAGAUGGAGGAGGCUCAGGGGGCACCUCACUCCCUACAAUCACCUGAAAGGAGAUUGUAGUUAGGUGGGGUCUGGCUCCCCUUCUACUGUGCCAGCAGUGACAGGCCCAGAAGGAAUGGCCUUAAGCUGAGAGAGGGGAGAUUCAGAUUAGAUAUUAGAAAAAAAAAAAUUCAUUUUUACAAUGGUCAGGUAUUGGAACAGGUUGCCCAGAGGUCAUGAAGUCAGUAUCCUUGGAGGUGUUCAAGAAGCAUUUGGAUCUGCUGGGUGAUGUUUAGGGGUUAUAGUGGAAGUGCUGGAUAGACAGUUGGACUGGAUGAUCCUGUAGGUGUCGCCCAACCUUGAUGAUUCUAUGGUUCAAUCUUGAGAACAGUAAAUUGUUUUGAGAAUUGAGUUUUUGAGAUAGUUUUGAGGAAUAAUAAUUAAACAGUUUUGCGAAAUGUUUUUUAUAUUGACAAUCAUUAAAGGUGCUGUCAGAGUACCCACCACUCACACCACCACCACCAUUCUUCCAUUCUUCAGUGAAAAUCUGCCAUUAUUACUAAGUGUAACAGAGACAAGAAAUAUUUCUAAUAUUACUUCAUGAUCUGAUUUUACAUAAACCUAAAGACUGUAAAUUAACAGUUUUAUGGAACUCUUCAGUCACUGUCUGAAGAGUUCCAUAAAAUAAUCUCAAAUGUAUUUGAAAUUACUGUUUAGUAUUUUAUUGUUUUUCAUAGCAAACUUGUAAGGAUAUACAUAUCCCAAACUAAAAAAAAAAAAUACUUCCCAAAUUGUUUUCAUGAAUUUCCAAGAAAUGUCUUAGACAGCAAGGCUAGAAGAGAGGUCACACAUACCAACAAACACACAGCAUACCAAGAGAAGCCUAAAGAGUUGUCAUCUUUCAGCCUAGAGGAGAAAAAGGGAAGGGGAGACCUUAAUGGUACCUACAACAGCCUGACUGAAGACAUAGGGAGGACAAAGCCAGACCCUUCUUGGAGGUGCUCUGCUAUGGGACAAGAGACAGGGACAGCAGGCAGUAAAUACAAUUUGGAAUUGGAGAAAGUGAAUUUCGUUUUCAUUUAUUCAUUUAUUACCAGAAGGAUGGAUUGGACAUGUCCCUUGGAGACCUGUGUUGACAACCUUCAGACGUCCCUGGUAAUCUAUAAUACUUCAAGAUUCUAUGAAAUUUAAUAGAAAUGCUGAGUCUACAUUACUGCAUUUCCUGUGUUGCUACAUUUAAUCAGACAACUAAAGAAAAUACUCCCAACAUUUGCGAUAUUAAACAUAUCGACACCAAUAAUAAAAGGAAAGAGAAAUAAAAGCCAACAAAACAAACAAACAAAAGUCCUCCAAAAUGUUCUCAAAAGCCAUGAUGGCAUCUGAAUGCUCAACCUGGCGAAGAAAAGCAGUGUUAACUUCUGGUUAACGCUAACUUUAUUUUAGUAAGAAAACCCUGUAUGACAAAAAUAAUUGAAUAUUGCAUGGCUAGUCUUGAUUUGUUGAAAAGUUUAUAGAAUCUGAAGCUUGCUGAUGACUGUUCUGGGAAAGUAAUCAAAAAUACUGAUGUAGACAAUGAAUGGAUCAAUUGUUUAAUGAGACUUAAUUUGGGGGCAAAAAAGAUCAAUUUAUCAACACAAGUGUAAAAUUUUAGAGUGUAUAUGUCUUUAAAUGGCAUUUCAUCUAAAGAAGAUUGCAUGGCUUUAACUCCGAACACCACAGUGAAGCCACAGAAGGACAUGUCAGAAGGAAGGCAAGAAUAGGAAACAGAAGGCUGCAAAAGCUGCUUUGGACUUGGUACAAACAAGUAAAACAUAACAGCAAGGUAACCCCUACUUUUAAUUCCUUCCUGUAAUCAAAUAAACAGUAUGUGAAACUAGAA